AUGGCGGGGGUGAAUGGAGACCGUAAAGGGAAGAAAGACGAUAAUGGGAUUGGCACAGCCAUCGACUUCAUGCUUUCCAAUGCCAAGCUUGUGCUGGGAGUGGGAGGAGCAGCAAUGCUCGGCAUUGCAACACUUGCUGUCAAAAGAAUGUAUGACCGUGCCAUAAGUGCUCCCACCAGCCCCACCAAUAUUGAGCCAACCGAAAGGAGAAGCUGGGAGGAGCCCGCCUGGAUGGGUUCGUCACAACGGGUACUGAACCAUGACAUGAAGUCCACAGUUAGCAGGUCUCUGCAGUCUCUGCCCACAUCCUCACAUGCUUUUGAACCAGACUGUCUGCGUAGGGCUGUGGGUCGAGCUGCUGUGGGAGGCAGCGGCGCCACCAAGUCAGACCUGCAGCGGGCCCGACUGCGUCUGUCCCUGCAGGAACAUCUUUGGUUGUUCUACCAAAAUAAUGUAAACAUCCCUCCUGAGGAGCAGGCUGUGGCAAGGAGGGCAGCGUUGGACAUCUGUGCCGAACUCAGAGUGUUCCUUCAUGCCAAACUGCCUGACAUGCCUCUCAAAGAGAUGUACCUGAGUGGCAGUCUGUAUGAUGACCUGCAGGUGGUGACAGCGGACCACGCCCAGCUCAUGGUGCCUCUUAUCUUGGAGAAAAACCUGUGGUCGUCCAUCCCCGGCGAGGACACCAUCAUGAAUGUUCCAGGUUUCUGGCUCAUCCGCAGGGAGAAUUUGGAGUAUUUCCCACGGAACAGCAGCUACUGGGACCGCUGCAUGGUCGGAGGCUACCUCUCCCCUAAAUCAGUCCUUGAGGUCUUUGACAAGCUUGUGGCCGGCUCUAUCAACUGGCCGGCUAUAGGGAGUGUCCUCGACUACAUCAUUCGUCCUGUGGUUCCCUCAGAAACGCUGACCCUGGAGGUGCAGUACGAGACGGACCGGAAACUGUAUGUGGACUUCCUACCGUUACUUGUGAUGGAGGACGGAACCUCGCUGAUCGCUAAACCACAUCGACUUGCCGCAGAGCGCCAUGAAAACUUGUGGCGGCAGAGCUUCCGCGUGUCUGAGACGGCCCGACUCAGGGCCCUGGACCAGGAGGACGGAGGCUGCCGAUGCGCCUGCCUGAAGCUGGCGAAGGCCGUGUGCAAGCUCAACCCCGCCCUCAACCGGCUCAACUCCAGCCAGCUCACCAACGCCAUCUUGUUGCUGUGCGAAAAAGAGGGCGACUGGACCCAGGAGGCGCUGGCCGACCGGUUCCUUCAGCUGCUACGAGCGCUGGUGGGACAUCUAGAGGCAGGGAGGCUGCCGUGUGCCCUCAGCCCUAAAGUUAACUUAUUCUGUGAGCUGACUGAACAGGAAGUGGACGAGCUGGGGUACACGCUCUACUGCGCCCUCUCAGAUCCUGAGGGGCUGCUGAGAACUGCUGUGGCUCAGCCGCCCCAUCCCUGACAACCUCGUACAAGAACGUCACUACGCAGCAAUGUGACAUUGAAAUGGCAAACACUGUUUUAUGGGCAAUGGUGACCUGGAGCCAUCAUGAGGUUCCUGGGGGAGGAAAAAAUAAAAACAGCAGCAUGGAAUCAUUCUCGGUCUCUUCAGUCUUAUACGCAUCAGUGAGAAAGUGUGACACACACACACACACACACACACACACACACACACACACACACACACACACACACACACACACACACACACACAGUAGCAGCUAUUAGUCUCGAGAUCUGUGUGAGCCUUGACAUAAAAGCUGUAUGUGGUGGGAUCAUGCAAAUACUAUUUUAAUCUCUGAUGAAAGCCGAGGCCCAUUGGAGUUCAUGGCUCUCGCUGAAGCCAUUGUAUUAAUGAAGUUAAGUAGACAUGCUGUCAGAGUCUAAUUUAUUGGGAUGGAGGUAUGGCCCGCUGCAUUGGUUGGUCCAUAUCUAAAUCUACGUCUGCAUCAUCUUUGAGCUCUUUUGAACCCAUUGGAGAGGGUUAGGAGGACAGACAUGUCCAAAAGCAGUGACAUGUCAUUUACUCUGUUUUGAGAUGGGUCCAAGACACUGUGUCAAAGGAUAGUGUCAUGUUGAUUGUGUGUAUGCAACCCAAAAGCAAAUAAAUUGUCGAUCAGCCCAAAGAGACAACUUAACCGUCUGUUCAUGCUCCUUUUUUGUUACCACACAUAAUAUGUGCUAUUGUUCUGACAAAGUUCAGUUUGAAAUCGAGGUGUUUGAAUAACUUCAUUAAUACAGUGGCUGCGUGCAAAAUGAAUGAUUUCCAUGUUUCCAGGGAUCUGUGACAACAAACAUAAGGCUGUGAUUGGAAUAUGUGCGGCUUGCAUGUGUUAUCUACCUAAUCUAGAAAUCGAACCACUGAGUAUACAAUAAGUUACAUAUUGUCUAUUUGUAAUAGUUCUCGGUACGUACUACCAUUUAUGGAACCGUCAAAUGUCUGAUUUGUCGGUGAUCAUGAAAUUUGAACAAUACAGCGCCACCAUAUUUUCUUAUUUUGGCGAGAACGGAAAAUACUGAGUCAUGUGACUGUCUAUCGGGUUUAAUACAGAGCUGCUCUUUGUUUAUGAAAAGGAGGUUUCUUCUUCGGUCUCACAUUUGUUGCUUUAGUGCAAAAGUCUAAUAUGCUUUAUCUCAAUUUAAAAAAUAUAUAUUUUACGACCUCCAUCACAGGUUAUUUUGCACUGUCAAAUGUUAUUAAGUUGAUCAGAAAUGUCUCAGGACAUGCUGAAAGUGCUUUUGUCUACUGGUUUUUGCUUUAAUUUAAAUUUUUGUUCAGAUCCUCUUCCCCUUUAGGUCAUUUCCUUCAAUGUGGACUGGAUACUCUCACUCUUAACUUCCUAGGCCUGAUUGCAGUAAGAGCAUGGAGCCUGCUAGCUUGGUAUCUGUGUGCCUGUGUUUACCUGUUCAUGUUUUAAGUCCACAUUAAACCCUGACAGUCUGUCUGGAAUAGGUAACCAGACACGGAUUAGUGCAGUAAGGGAGGCCAUGACACACAGGACAUGUUACUAGUCUGGCACUGUGCAUGACGUGUUUGGCACCAACAUGAGCUGUGUUGAUGAUCACUACUAGCAGGCGGUCCGGUAUAAGUAUUAAUAGAUUACAGGUGCUAACCUCUCUGAGAUCAUGAUCUAUAAAAGCAGCUUUGAUAGUCAAGCUUUCUGAGGCUAGGUCAGCUGUAGGUGGAGUCACUACAACAAUAGCUGCAAAAGUGCAGUUUGUCUCUAUAAAGGAAUACUCGAAAUAAUGCUGUCUAAAAAUAACCACAUGGUUGCUUUUUGUUCCCACUUUUAGCCUUAGAAUGAAAAAGAAAUGCAGUGAUAUGGUGUCCCCUCAGUCCUCAGUCUGUAUAGUCUACAAUAUGGAGGGGUUGUUUAUAGUCCUGUUGUGCUUUCAGUCAAACUAAUCAUCCAGAUAAUAAUGGAGAAACAGGUGAAUAUUUUUGUAUUUAUUGUACAUUUGUAACCAAAAUAAGAGCAGACUAUUUAUUUGUGUUCAAUUCAACAUGUAAAGCAUCACUUGUGCUUCAUUAAGUGCUUUGUUCUGGAUGUACUGAUUUAGAGCGACUCCACAGUAGUUGUUUGUCUGCAUAUUAAGAGUCUUCCUCUGCAGACCUCGUUUAUGCUACAAAUCGCUGCCGUGGUGAAGGGAGGGGAGUCACUGUGCCACAUUUGUAAUCUUAUUGUAAAACAAAAACCCAAAGUAGAUCACUACCUCUACCUUGUGGAGUUCAUACUAGCCAUAUUGUUUGUUGCAUGCUCUGUAUUUUCCCCGAGCUUUUUUUAUUUUAGCUCUGGAGUCCAACCUUGAAGCACUUUGUAUACUUCAUUAAAUAUUUAAAAAAAAAAAAAAAAAA
Messenger RNA from Anoplopoma fimbria (sablefish), 3834 nucleotides. RefSeq names its product mitochondrial elongation factor 1 (gene mief1). The record is from RefSeq and is a predicted model, not a curated record. Bases 1 to 1440 code for a protein of 479 amino acids. Gene Ontology annotation, cellular component: mitochondrial outer membrane. Gene Ontology annotation, biological process: mitochondrion organization; positive regulation of mitochondrial fission. The transcript is spliced from 4 exons. NCBI's taxonomy places the organism in Eukaryota, Metazoa, Chordata, Actinopteri, Perciformes, Anoplopomatidae.